This is a messenger RNA of Trichomonas vaginalis G3, 1170 nucleotides long. Its product is annotated as protein ubiquitination. Bases 1 to 1170 code for a protein of 389 amino acids. Lineage: Eukaryota; Parabasalia; Trichomonadida; Trichomonadidae. Gene Ontology annotation, molecular function: protein binding. The record is from RefSeq and is a predicted model, not a curated record. The transcript has a single exon.
AUGAAAUAUUCAAAAUUGACAUCAGAACAAUAUAUCACUCUUCUCAAACAAUCUCGCUCAACUAUUAAUGCCAAAGAAUUAUAUAUAUGUACACGAAAAGCAAAUGUUACCAUUCAAAACUACGAAGAAGUAAUUUCAAUUCUACAAUCUAUCAAACAAUACAUGAAAUUCAAUAUCAUUGAUAGCAUCAUUGACUUUUUAAUUCAUAAAGACAAAGAAAUGCGUGAUUCAAAAGAAGAAAUAAGAAAACAUCAGAAGGAAUUAACUUCAUUUCAAAGACAAAAUAAAUCCAACGGAUCACCAAACAAUCAAAUUAAUGAAAAUGACAGUAAUUCGAAAGAGUUUUUAACUAAAAUCUCUGAAGUUAAGAAUUUAAAUGAUUUCGAAAGUGUUUACAAAUUCCUUGAUGAACUUUCUUUGUAUGGAAUUCGGGAAUUUAUUUCAAAAGCUUGUGAAGAAGGACUGUGGAAAAUAAUAAAAGAGGAACCAAUGGGGAAUUACAUUGAAGAAAUGAAUGUACUUCAUAUGGCAUGUUCAAGAGGAAAUCUAAGACUCGUUAAAUCUCUCAUCGAAUGUAACUGCGAUAUAGAAGGUGAGACUAAAUUUGGAUCUACUCCUCUCAUUUUAGCAUCAUCUAGAGGUCAUCUUGAAAUUGUUAAAUAUCUAAUCUCUGUUGGUGCCGAUAAAGAAGCACGGAAUAAUGAUGGCUUCACUCCAGUCAUUAUUGCAUCAUAUGAAUGUCAUCUUGAAGUUGUUAAAUAUCUUAUCUCUGUUGGAGCUAAUAAAGAAGCAAAGACUAAUACAGAAUUUACUCCACUCUUGUAUGCAUCGCAUAAUGGUCAUCUUGAAGUUGUUAAAUAUCUUAUUUCUGUUGGCGCUGAUAAAGAGGCAAAGACUAAAUUUGGAUCUACUCCACUCAUUUUAGCAUCAUCUGAAGGCCAUCUUGAAGUUGUUAAAUAUCUAAUCUUUGUUAAUGCUGAUAAAGAAGUAAAGGAUGAUAAUGGUGAGACUCCACUUAUUCAUGCAUCAAAAAAUGGUCAUCUUGAAGUUGUUAAAUAUCUAAUCUCUGUUGGUGCUGAUAAAGGAGUAAAGGAUAAUAACGGAAAAACUCUACUUUCAUUUGCAAAAGGCAUUGUUUGGAUGCAUCUACGUUUUAUUGGAGUAAAAUAA